AUGCUGCUUCGAUCAGUGCUGCUCUCCACUGCUACACGAUCGAUCGGUGCUCCUCUCCACUGCUACACGAUCGAUUUGGUGCUGCUCUCCAUUGCUGCUCUCCACUGCUACACGAUCGGUGCUGUUCUCCACUGCUACACUCCAAGGCUUCGAGUUUUUCGCUACUUCUACACCAUUGUUGUUGCUGGACUGAGGGUUUGGAGGGCUGGUCUGGACUGUGGAG
Messenger RNA from Ilex paraguariensis (yerba mate), 223 nucleotides. NCBI's taxonomy places the organism in Eukaryota, Viridiplantae, Streptophyta, Magnoliopsida, Aquifoliales, Aquifoliaceae. The record is from the annotation of a GenBank genome assembly.